AUGACGAUCGACCAUGAUUUCAAUGGCGAAGACAUUCUAUUUCCCAUAGAAAGCAUGAGUAGUAUGCAAUAUACGGAAAACAAUAAUCCGAAUAACAUUAAUAAUGAUAUUAUUCCGUAUUCUCUAGAUAUUAAAAACACCGUCUUGGAUGGUGCAGACCUCAGUAACAUCCAAACCCAAGAAACCCCAUUAACCUUGGGGCUUCCUCCACUAUCUUUCGAUUCCCCGCUGCCUACAACGGAAACGAUACCCUCCACUACUGAUAAUAGCUUACAUUUGAAAGCUGAUAGCAACAAAAAUCGUAAUGCAAGAACUAAUGAAAAUGAUAGUGAAAACAACAAUGCUACUAAUAACGCUAAUGCUUCUGGGGCAAACCAAUAUACAACUCUUACAUCACCGUAUCCUAUGAACGACAUUUUGUACAACAUGAACAAUCCUUUACAAUCACCUUCGCCUUCAUCGGUACCUCAAAAUCCGGCGAUAAAUUCUCUCGUAAAUACAACAAAUAACGAAACCAACUUAUCGCCUCAGACUUCAAACGGGAAUGAAACUCUCGUAUCCCCUCGAGUUCAACAACAAACGUCUGCUAAUGACAAUCGUCUGUCUUUUCCUAAUGCUGCUAAUUCGAAUCUUUUCAUUGACACUAACCCAAACAAUUUGAACGAAAAACUAAGAAACCAAUUGAACUCAGAUACAAAUUCAUAUUCUAACUCUAUUUCUAACUCCAACUCCAAUUCUACGGGCAAUUUAAAUUCUAGUUAUUUUAAUUCAUUGAACAUAGAUUCCAUGUUAGAUGAUUACGUAUCUAGUGACCUUUUAUUGAAUGAUGAUGAUGAUGACACUAAUCUGUCGCGUCGAAGGUUCAGCGACGUUAUAACAAACCAAUUUCCAUCAAUCACGAAUUCUAGAAAUUCUAUUUCUCAUUCUUUGGACCUUUGGAACCAUCCAAAAAUCAACUCAAACAAUAGAAACACAAAUGUCAAUGUUAAUUCCAAUUCUACCUCAAGUUCCAAUGCAAGUCCGAAUACCACUACCGCCAAUGCAAAUGCAGACCCAAAUAUUGCUGGAAACCCAAACAACAAUGAUGCUACCAUAGACAAUGAGCUGACACAAAUUCUCAACGAGUAUAAUAUGAAUUUCAAUGAUAAUUUGGGCACAUCCACUUCUAGCAGGAACAAAUCUGCUUGUCCAAAUUCUUUUGAUGCUAAUACCAUGACAAAGAUAAAUCCAAGUCAACAACUACAGCAACAACUAAACCGAUUUCAACACAAACAACUCACAUCAUCACAUAAUAACAGUAGCACUAAUAUGAAAUCAUUCAACAGUGAUCUUUAUUCAAGAAGGCAAAGAGCUUCUUUACCCAUAAUCGACGAUUCACUAAAUUACGGCGUGGUUAAUAAGCAAGAUGAAGAUCCCAAAAACGAUAUGCCACCGAAUUCAAAUUCAGCCUCAUCGCAACAGUUUAUUAAACCAUCUAUGAUUCUUUCAGACAAUGCGUCCGUUAUUGCCAAAGUGGCGACUACGGGCAUGAACAGUGAAAUGUCAUUUUUGACAGAAGAAGGUGAGCAGAAUACCAAUACAACUCCAAAUUUUGAUCUUUCCAUGACUCAAAUGAACAUGGCUCCUUUAUCACCGGCGUCAUCAUCCUCCACGUCACUUGCAACAAAUCAUUUCUAUCACCAUUUCCCACAACAGGGUCACCACGCCAUGAACUCGAAAAUUGGGUCUUCUCUUCGAAGGCGGAAAUCUGCCGUGCCUUUGAUGGCUACAGUUCCGCUUUCAAAUCAACAAAAUAAUAUAAGCAGUAGCAGUGUCAACUCAACUGGUAAUGGUGCUGGCGUCACGAAGGAAAGGAGACCAAGUUACAGGAGGAAAUCAAUGACACCAUCCAGAAGAUCAAGUGUCGUGAUGGAAUCGACAAAGGAACUUGAGGAGAAACCGUUCCACUGUCACAUUUGCCCCAAGAGCUUUAAGAGAAGCGAGCAUCUGAAAAGGCAUGUAAGAUCCGUUCAUUCCAAUGAACGACCAUUUGCUUGCCAUAUAUGUGACAAGAAAUUUAGUAGGAGCGAUAAUCUGUCGCAACAUAUCAAGACCCAUAAAAAACAUGGAGACAUUUAA
Saccharomyces paradoxus is the source of this 2118-nucleotide messenger RNA. RefSeq names its product stress-responsive transcriptional activator MSN2 (gene MSN2). The record is from RefSeq and is a predicted model, not a curated record. The transcript has a single exon. NCBI's taxonomy places the organism in Eukaryota, Fungi, Ascomycota, Saccharomycetes, Saccharomycetales, Saccharomycetaceae. Gene Ontology annotation, molecular function: RNA polymerase II cis-regulatory region sequence-specific DNA binding; DNA-binding transcription factor activity, RNA polymerase II-specific. The coding region runs from base 1 to 2118 and encodes 705 amino acids. Gene Ontology annotation, biological process: regulation of transcription by RNA polymerase II. Gene Ontology annotation, cellular component: chromatin.